AUGAUCUACGAUACAGGGGCCUCUAUCAAUAACGAGACCUCAACUGAGACACGGACUGAAAGCCACAGCAUCACCGACGCUGACGUCGUUGAGGCGCUACAGAAGGGUAUCCGCGAAGCUACCAGGGAGGAGCUGAUUAACCACGGAGAGGCGUCGCUGUAUUAUGACUCUCUGACCAUGUCGCCCUUGAACGCUAUGUCCGCUGCCGCUAUUGCUCGUUUCCGUGCAUACAAGCCUCCUCCAUUUCCACUAUGGGAUCGUCUACCCGUUCGAAGACGGGCUGCUGUCUUGAUACUGCUGUAUGCUGACCGUCGCGGCGAUUUACGCGUGGUUAUUACCAUGCGCGCUGCAAGUCUAAGGAACUUUUCUGGUCAUGCUGCCUUUCCUGGGGGCAAGGCAGAUGAUCUUGAAGAGACACCAUUCCAAAUCGCCCGCCGAGAAGCUUGGGAAGAAAUUGGACUUCCCAUGGAUGAUAGCAAACUUCCUAAACCCUUCCGUGUCGAGCAUCUUUGCUAUCUACCCCCUUCUUUAGCUCGGACACACCUCGUCGUGAGACCAUGCGUUGCAUUCCUCCACGCGGACCAGCGGACAGCAGGAGAACCCGCACCGACUGUUGAAGAAACCAUGAUUCCUAGACUUGACGCGCGCGAAGUCGCCGCCGUCUUCAGUGCGCCCUUUUACAAUUUCCUUCAGGCGCAAGAUCUCCCUCCCGCCCCUGGCGAGACGCUGCCUGAAGGACAAUGGUACGAUGGCUUCUGGAAUCACUGGAAAGACCACCCCUGGCGGGUACACAACUUUUACGUCCCAGUCAACAACCAAAGCAUCUCGAAGCCACGGCGAGAUAGCGAGCAAAGCCGUUUGGGUGAUAAGCUAGAAGAAGAGGAACCAGAUGGGAGAUUCAAGGUCUGGGGAAUGACGGCGCGCAUAUUGGUGGACGCAGCGAGAAUUGCAUAUGCACAGGAGCCUGGAUUUGAGCAUAACGACAGUUUUGGUGAUGAAGAGAUCAUUGCCCACGCGGAUAGCUUGGGGGACCUGGGGGAGAAAAUUCCAGAGAAGCGAGCUGAGCCUGGCGAUGCGUCAAAGAUGUAG
This is a messenger RNA of Fusarium redolens, 1089 nucleotides long. Its product is annotated as NUDIX hydrolase domain-like protein. The transcript has 3 exons. Lineage: Eukaryota; Fungi; Ascomycota; Sordariomycetes; Hypocreales; Nectriaceae. The record is from RefSeq and is a predicted model, not a curated record. Gene Ontology annotation, biological process: coenzyme A catabolic process. Gene Ontology annotation, molecular function: acetyl-CoA hydrolase activity; coenzyme A diphosphatase activity. The coding region runs from base 1 to 1089 and encodes 362 amino acids.